Caenorhabditis remanei is the source of this 372-nucleotide messenger RNA. RefSeq lists its product as uncharacterized. The record is from RefSeq and is a predicted model, not a curated record. The transcript is spliced from 4 exons. NCBI's taxonomy places the organism in Eukaryota, Metazoa, Nematoda, Chromadorea, Rhabditida, Rhabditidae. The coding region runs from base 1 to 372 and encodes 123 amino acids.
AUGGCUAACUGUCCUCCACACUGGACCGGUGCAGCAUGUGACUGGCCAAUUUGUGUGCACGGAAGAGCAAAUCCAGCGACAAAGCUCUGUAAUUGCUACAAUUAUUAUUCACCUCCGUUUUGUAUAUCAUGUUUGCCAGGUUAUUGGGGUGAAUCAUGUGAUCGUCAACCUUUGAAAGGGGUCACUUCUGCAAGUGAUUUCCCAAUUCGCAUUCCUCCGUUCCUUGUGAAACCAAUGCUUUUUGCAAUUGCAUUGUUAUUCGUCGUAUUGAUUCUGUUUCUCGUUUACAGAGUCCGCAUCUACAUCCGAAAUCGCAGACCACCUCGUUACGAUGACAUCGCCAAAGACUUGCCACCUCCGUACUCUUCAUAA